ACCAGCAUAACUCACGCGUAGUCAUCAGCGCGUGAUUUACACUUUCCAAAUCUCACAGAUCAUAGAACAGGCGCUUUUAAUUUUCUGAUUUUUCUCCUCCGACUUUGAGAAGAAGAAAAAAGAUAAUCAGAUCGAGAAAAUGUCCGGUGUGACUAUUGCUCACGCGAGUUCAUGGGGUGCGGCUCUGGUGAGGACUUCUCCGUAUACUUUUUCCGCCAUCGGAAUAGCCAUCUCCAUCGGCGUCUCCGUUCUCGGCGCUGCCUGGGGAAUUUACAUUACGGGAAGUAGUUUGAUCGGUGCCGCCAUAGAAGCUCCUCGUAUCACUUCGAAGAAUCUCAUCAGUGUAAUCUUUUGUGAAGCCGUAGCUAUAUAUGGUGUAAUUGUUGCAAUCAUACUACAAACAAAGUUGGAGAGUGUACCAUCAUCAAAGAUGUAUGAUGCUGAGUCUCUAAGAGCUGGAUAUGCAAUCUUUGCUUCUGGAAUCAUUGUUGGAUUCGCAAACCUCGUAUGCGGGUUAUGUGUAGGAAUCAUUGGAAGUAGUUGUGCAUUGUCUGACGCUCAGAACUCAACGCUUUUUGUGAAGAUUCUUGUGAUCGAGAUCUUUGGGAGUGCUCUCGGGUUAUUUGGAGUUAUCGUUGGGAUCAUUAUGUCAGCUCAAGCUACAUGGCCAACAAAAUAGAUUGUUAUGGUAACUUAUGAACUUUGUACUCAAUACCUGUUUAUGAUCAUCCUGCAGAUCUCUGUUUAUCUUCUUUGCUGUUAUAUUGGAUACUGCUUGUGUAGAAGAAAAGAAAAACCAUGUGUGACUAAGUUUCUAUUUUGAAUCCUAUUUUUUUGGUAAUGUUCAAACUUGGGAAUAAGUCACUUGGAGAAGUCUCUUCUCGUUUUGUAUUCUUUUGCUUUCUCUUAUGGCCAGAGAUAAGAGAUUGUAUAUGUUAUGUUGUUCAUCAUUUGAAUGAAGACAAGCUUUAAA
This is a messenger RNA of Eutrema salsugineum, 973 nucleotides long. RefSeq names its product V-type proton ATPase subunit c''2. NCBI's taxonomy places the organism in Eukaryota, Viridiplantae, Streptophyta, Magnoliopsida, Brassicales, Brassicaceae. Gene Ontology annotation, cellular component: proton-transporting V-type ATPase, V0 domain. Gene Ontology annotation, molecular function: proton-transporting ATPase activity, rotational mechanism. Gene Ontology annotation, biological process: proton transmembrane transport. The coding region runs from base 140 to 679 and encodes 179 amino acids. The transcript is spliced from 4 exons. The record is from RefSeq and is a predicted model, not a curated record.